UUUCGAGGCUCUGAGAGAGCGGCAACCUCCUCUCCGAUUAUUUUGGCAGCUCGCACUAGACUUGGCUGGCUUUGGGCAGUGUUGCCUUGCUGUGCGGCUUGGUUACGAGUGAAUGGACCAAUUGUCUUGUGCAUUAUAGUCUUCUGGUUGCCAGACUGAACUGGUUCAGGCCCGUUUGUCGGCUCAAGAACAGCACGUCCCUUUUACCGACCCAGCAGGGCACUAUUAUCGAAAAAUUUGACACCUUCCCACCUCAAGACCAUGGCUGCAUCAACAAAACCCAAGCUCCGGCUAUUCAAGCCCGAGGUUCUGCGCGGCCUGGCAGAGCACCAAUAUAGCGUUGAAGGUCGCUCCUUUUUGGAUCGCCAACUGCAGGUCCCCAGUUGGGCCUACGUCUUGACGGCGCUGGGACUAUUCUUUUAUCAAACCAUGGAUAACUUGGAUGGCAAGCAGGCGCGACGCACAGGCAAUGCAUCUCCAUUGGGAGAACUCUUUGACCAUGGUUGUGAUGCCGUGUCCACCGUCGUUGUCGUUGUUGGCGUGACCGUCAUGCUACAGACGCAUGACAGCUAUGCUGGCUUUAUCUUGGUUGUGGUCGCGGCUGCGAUCUACUAUGCCACGCACUGGGAAUGCUAUGUCAAGGGCCGCCUCAAAUUUCACGAGGUGGAUGUGACGGAGACGCAUUAUGUCAUUAUCGGAGCCAUGCUUUUGACGGCUUACUUUGGCGAGGAGUUUUGGGACUGGACUGUGGGUGGUCUGAGCUUUCGCUUCUUCUACCUCUUUGUGCCGUACAUUGCCAUCUUUGGCACUGCCAUCACCCUCGUGCUCAGCAUCUUUGAGGGCGGCCCCGGACCAGAGGGAACUACUAUCGCGGAAACAAGCAUUUUGUCGCCGCUGAUGCCCAUGUUUGCCCUCAUGCUUGGCGUGCACAACAUGCAAAGCUAUCCCAGUUAUGCCUCGAUGCCGGCCCUCUUCAACCUAGGCUGGGGUUGUGCCUCCGCCAAGCUCACUUGCAAGCUCAUCGUGGCCCAUAUGGCCAAGGUACCCGUGGCGCAAUUUGAUCCUGCCCACUUGGUGCCUGUGGUCUUUAUGAUGACCGAGUUUACGGGCCUGAGCCAUCAAGCGCGCUGUGGUGCUGCCAUCGCCUUUUGGUGUAUCGAUUUUUUGAUUUAUGCCUUUUGCGCCGUGCUGGACAUUUGCGACGGCCUGAGUCUCAACUGCUUUGUUGUUCGCAAGGACACCAAGGGACCCAUCAGCAACGGCAACAACUUGCACAGUCACACCGAACACUUCAUCAUGAUGUCAAGCAGUAAUCACGGCCAGCAGCUGGCCGAUCUGAGUUCGCCCGUGGACAACAAGGACAGUCCUGCGACGACGGCCGGCAGCACGGAUAACCUCGUGCCACUGGAGGGCGAUGAUUUUGCCACGUACAUGCGACAACUAGAUGAGAUUGGAUACUGUCCCACGGAGCUGACUGCCCCCAUCAUCGAGGGGGCGCUGCGCGACCUCGGCGCUCACACCACCCAUCCGCUGCAGGUGCUGGAGCUGGCCGCCGGCUUUGGUCUGACUGCUGCUCCCAUCAAAUUCAAUAUGGCUUCGUUUGACUUGUACCAACAUUUCGAGCAGCCCGACCGCGACGACCACGCCGACGCCGUCUACUUUAGCCGCCAUCAGAAGCGUGGCCCCUUGCCUCUGGUCGUGGGUCUGGACACCAAUGCACAGGCCCUCGCCUAUGGACUCAACAUGCACCUUUUUGACAAGAUCCUCGAGCUCGACUUGGCACACGGCAAACUGCUUGCCGAGGAAGAAAGCAUCAUCGCUCACAGCGACAUUAUCCUGGCCACCGAGCCCAUGGGCAGCGUCACGAGUGAGGUCCUCCAAAACAUUAUGCACUGCUUUGCCAAGAGCGGACGUGCGCCACCGCUCUUCAUCCUCUUUCCCCUGCUGUGCACCGACACAACCUCCCUGAUCAAAGCUUUCCAGGACCAGGGCAUGCUGGUCCAACACGCUGUCGACGUGGCCAUCCCCUUGCACCGCUUCCGUACCCAGGCCGAACGCCACGACGUGCAACACCUCGAACGACAGCUUCACCACCAAGUACCACGUGAUGACAAGACUCGUGAUACCCAUUGCCAUGUCGCCCCGCUCAUUGCCAUGCCCCACGAUUCACCAGUGGCCCAUCGCUGGACCGAUUGGGUGCACCGUGACGUCCAGCUCUGA
Molecule: messenger RNA, 2220 nt
Organism: Monosiga brevicollis MX1
Lineage: Eukaryota; Choanoflagellata; Craspedida; Salpingoecidae
Exons: 11
Coding region: 262-2220 (652 amino acids)
Biological process (GO): phospholipid biosynthetic process
Cellular component (GO): membrane
Molecular function (GO): phosphotransferase activity, for other substituted phosphate groups
Source: RefSeq, a predicted model, not a curated record